AUGCCCUCGCCUCGAGUUCCCAUUCUGCUGCUGCUGCUGCUAUUUGCUGUAGCAGCACGAGUGAACAGCAGCAGCAGCAGCGUCUGCAACAGCAGCGACAGAAGCAGCAGCAGCAGCAAACAGCUGCAGCCAGAUGCUGCAGCAGCAGCUGAGCCUCUCCUUGUAUGGAAAGGGUCCCUAAAGGUGUACCCUCACCAUCAUCAGAAUGAGCGGCAGCAGCAGCAGCAACAAGAGCAGCAGCAGCAACAGCAACAGCAAGAGCUGCAGCAGCAAGAGCUGCAGCAGCAAGAGCUGCAGCAGCAGGCUCGCGUACAUAAAGUUAAGAACAGCAGCAGCGACAGCAACAGCAGCAGCAGCAACAAGAACAACGCAGCCACCAGCAGCACAGAUAGCAGCAGCAGCAGCAACCACAUUGGCAACAGCAACAGCAGCAGCAGCAACAGCAGCAGCAGCAGCAGCAGCAGCUUUCGGUGGUUUAAGGGCUUGAAUGGUCUUCCCUAUUCCGCUCGCUUCUGUGGCCCCCAUCUCUGCAUUAAUGACGAGCCCACUCUCAUCAUUGCUGCAG
Molecule: messenger RNA, 565 nt
Organism: Eimeria tenella
Lineage: Eukaryota; Apicomplexa; Conoidasida; Eucoccidiorida; Eimeriidae
Exons: 1
Source: RefSeq, a predicted model, not a curated record